Molecule: messenger RNA, 2371 nt
Organism: Oncorhynchus mykiss (rainbow trout)
Lineage: Eukaryota; Metazoa; Chordata; Actinopteri; Salmoniformes; Salmonidae
Source: RefSeq, a predicted model, not a curated record
GAUGCCCAUGCAGCAGCAUUGAUUUGGAUCAUUGGUUCAUGCUGGGAAGCUAAGACAUCCUGCAGGGAUAUGAACACAAUGUUGAUGGGAAAAUGAGAGGUCUGAUAAUUGGAGACAGCAUCUCAGAGGAUGGAGAGCCAAAAAACACAGUCUGAGAAACCUGAUCCAGGCCUUGCACAGUCCUUAGGAACAUAUUUAUCAUAUUACGAGCAUGAAGAAAUGAAAAGAGAUGGCAGUCGUCCUGACAGUGAGACAGAGGAAAACAAGGACUCAUCAUCUCAGAUUGUCUCAUGUGCCCAUGCAGAUUCAGCUCCCGACCUGGAGUGGUUCCCAGAGGGACGGUUCGUCUGGCUUGUUGUCCUGGCAGCCACCUGGUGCAAUGGAUCAAUCUUUGGGAUUCAGAAGUCUUUUGGAAUCAUACAUAUGAUGCUUGUUAAAGCUCACGAGGACUCAAAUAAUGACGUUUCUCAGUUUGCAAUAGGUGAGAGGAAAGUUUUGCUUGGGUACCUACAGUAUUGUUCAGACAACACUAAUAGUUGAUCGAUUCACGUUGAUCACGUUGGCUGCAGGGUGACGGCCAUUUGUGGGGCCCUUGUGGCUUUCUUGGGACUUCUGACAAGUUCAUUCACCAUGUCGUUAGGUUUGUGGUACUUCACCUAUGGGGUUCUGUUUGGCUGUGGCUCCUCCUUUGUCUUCUUGCCUUCUCUGGUGACCCUGGGACACUACUUCCCUCAGCGCCUCGGCCUGGUCAACGGGGUGGUGAUGGCAGGCAGCAGUGUUUUCUCCAUAAGCCUGCCUGCCCUGCUGGAGGAGGUGGGGACACCGCUGGGCCUCAGCACCACCUUUCAGAUCCUCAGUGCCCUCAUGCUAAUCCAGGCAGCCCUGGCAUUCUCCUUCUGCUCACGCCUUUACCACAGGAAUUUGUCCACUAACACGGCCCAGCUUUCAUCUGCCAACCUGAGCAGUGGCUGGCAGCAGGGCCUGACACAGACCAGGAGGUACUGCAACCUGGGAGUGUUUCACCUCCCUAAUUACAGGGUGUGGGCUUUUGGGGUGGCUACGGCUAUGCUGGGCAACUUUGUGCCCUACAUUUACCUGAUGAGUUUUGUGGAGGAGCAGUUUGUGGAGACGCCAGUGAAGGAGUGGGUCCUCCUGGUGUGUAUCGGGGUGACCUCCUGCGUAGGACGCCUGCUGUUUGGCAGGGUGGGAGACCUGCUCCAUGGGGCACGCAAGAUCUACCUUCAGGCAGGCUCCUUCAUGGUGCUUGGCUUGGCGUCUAUGCUGGUCCCUUUGUGUGUCAGGUUUGAGGGGCUGGUUGCAGUGUGUCUACUGCUGGGGCUGUGUGACGGCUGCGUCAUCACCCUCAUGGCCCCUGUGACAUUUGAACUGGUGGGCCCCCAGAGAGCCUCCCAGGCCAUCGGCUACCUGAUGGGCCUAAUGGCCCUCCCCAUGACUGCCGGACCCCCCCUCGCAGGGCUACUCCAUGACCACUUUGGAGAUUACCACAUGGCCUUCUACCUGGCUGGGGUUCCUCCCAUGGUCGGAGGUGUCCUACUCUUCUUUGUCCCGAAUGUUCAUCAAUGCCUGCUGGAGGGCCAGCAGGAAACCCUCCCCAGACCCAGCCCUGACCUCCAGCUAUCCCCUCCUGGCUCGGACCACCAGGCCCCUCCCAUCCCUGGUCACCAGCUGCCCCCAACCAGCCCUGAGCUCCAGCUAUCCCCCCCUGGCUCACACCACCAGUCCCUUCCCAUCCCUGGUCACCAGCUCCCCCCAACCAGCCCUGACUAACAGUCCCCUCCCAUCCCUGGUCACCAGCUCCCCCCAACCAGCCCUGACUAACAGUCCCCUCCCAUCCCUGGUCACCAGCUCCCCCCAACCAGCCCUGACUAACAGUCCCCUCCCAUCCCUGGUCACCAGCUGCCCCCAACCAGCCCUGAGCUCCAGCUAUCCCCCCCUGGCUCACACCACCAGUCCCUUCCCAUCCCUGGUCACCAGCUCCCCCCAACCAGCCCUGACUAACAGUCCCCUCCCAUCCCUGGUCACCAGCUCCCCCCAACCAGCCCUGACUAACAGUCCCCUCCCAUCCCUGGUCACCAGCUCCCCCCAACCAGCCCUGACUAACAGUCCCCUCCCAUCCCUGGUCACCAGCUCCCCCCAACCAGCCCUGACUAACAGUCCCCUCCCAUCCCUGGUCAUCACCAUCGCUGCCACGACUCAAGAAUGUUGCCAACAGUAACCAAGUGAGAGGCCACUGCGGUGAAGACACUGACAAGUCAGAGAUCCCAUAAGAUGUAUAAUGAGUGAAGUCUUGUUCCAUGAUAUUCCAAGGGACAUUUGUUAUAAACAUCAUUAAACCACCAGUCUAAAGUUA